GUAGUCGCCGCUGAGCUGCUCGAAGCCUUGGUUUCCAGCAGGGAUAGAGGGGUUGUAGCCGGGCGGAGACACUGUAGGUGGACGCUGUGAACAUGAGGACCGCCGACUGGGGGCUGCACUGGGCUGUCGCACUACUCUUCGCUGCGGUGGGGGCUAAAGUGGAAGGCAAGUGUGGAAGAAACGAGUUUCAAUGUCUGGAUGGAAAAUGCAUCUCCUACAAGUGGGUCUGUGACGGCAGCCCCGAGUGCCAGGAUGGCUCUGACGAGUCCCAGGAGACAUGCAUGUCCGUCACCUGCAAAUCGGGGGACUUCAACUGUGGGGGCCCUGUCAACCGCUGCAUUCCUAACUUUUGGAAAUGCGAUGGCCAAGUGGACUGUGAGAAUGGCUCAGACGAGCAAAACUGUCCUGCCAAGACCUGCUCCCAGGACGAGUUCCGCUGCCACGACGGCAAGUGCAUCUCGCAGCAUUUUGUCUGUGACCGGGACCGAGACUGCUUGGACGGCUCGGACGAGGGCUCCUGCCCGGUGACCACCUGCGGCCCCGCCAGCUUCCGCUGCAACAGCUCCGCCUGCAUCCCGGAGCUGUGGGCUUGCGACAGUGACCCCGACUGCGAGGACGGCUCAGACGAGUGGCCUCAGCGCUGCGGGGGCCGCGACACAUCCAGCCCCCAGCGGGACUCCGGCCCCUGUUCCUCCCUUGAGUUCCACUGUGGCAGCGGCGAGUGUAUCCACGGCAGCUGGAGGUGCGACGGCGGCCCUGACUGCAAGGACAAGUCCGACGAGGAGAACUGCACUGUGGCCACCUGCCGCCCUGAUGAAUUCCAGUGCUCCGAUGGGACCUGCAUCCAUGGUAGCCGGCAGUGUGACAGGGAGCAUGACUGCAAGGACAUGAGUGAUGAAGUCGGCUGCGUCAAUGUGACACUUUGUGAGGGGCCCAACAAGUUCAAAUGCCACAGCGGUGAAUGCAUCCCCCUGGACAAAGUGUGCAACUCAGCCAGAGACUGCCGGGACUGGUCAGAUGAGCCCCUCAAGGAAUGCGGGACCAACGAGUGCUUGGACAACAACGGGGGCUGUUCGCACAUCUGCAAUGACCUCAAGAUCGGCCACGAGUGCCUGUGCCCCGAUGGCUUCCGGCUCGUGGACCAGCGCAGAUGCGAAGAUAUCGACGAGUGUCAGGACCCUGCCACCUGCAGUCAGCUCUGUGUGAACCUGGAGGGUAGCUACAAGUGCAAGUGCGAGGAGGGCUUCCAGAUGGACCCCCGCACCCAGACCUGCAAGGCCACCGGCUCCAUCGCCUACCUCUUCUUCACCAACCGCCACGAGGUGAGGAAGAUGACCCUGGACCGCAGCGAGUACACCAGCCUCAUCCCAAACCUCAAGAACGUGGUUGCCCUAGACACCGAGGUGGCCAGCAACAGAAUCUAUUGGUCUGACCUGUCCCAAAGAAAGAUCUACAGCACCCAGAUUGACAGAGCCCCCAGCUUGUCCACCUAUGACACUGUCAUCGGCAGUGACCUCCAUGCUCCUGAUGGGCUGGCUGUGGACUGGAUCCACAGCAACAUCUACUGGACCGAUUCUGUCCUGGGCACCGUGUCCGUGGCCGACACUAAGGGCAUGAAGAGGAGAACGCUGUUCCAGGAGAUCGGCUCCAAGCCGAGGGCCAUCGUGGUGGAUCCCGUCCACGGCUUUAUGUACUGGACAGACUGGGGCACCCCUGCCAAGAUCAAGAAAGGGGGCCUGAAUGGUGUGGAUGUCUACUCGCUGGUGACAGAAGACAUCCAGUGGCCUAACGGCAUCACACUGGAUCUCUCCAAUGGCCGCCUCUAUUGGGUAGACUCCAAACUCCACUCAAUCUCUAGCAUUGAUGUCAAUGGGGGAAACCGGAAGACCAUCCUGGAGGACGAGAAGCGGCUGGCCCACCCCUUCUCCUUGGCCAUCUUUGAGGACAAGGUAUUCUGGACUGACAUCAUGAACGAAGCCAUCUUCAGCGCCAAUCGCCUCACAGGCUUGGAUAUUGACUUAGUGGCGGAAAACCUGCUGUCCCCCGAGGACAUUGUCCUGUUCCACAACGUCACACAGCCCAGAGGUGUGAACUGGUGUGAGAGGACAACCCUCCCCAAUGGUGGCUGCCAGUACCUGUGUCUGCCAGCCCCACAAAUCAACCCCCACUCCCCCAAGUUCACCUGUGUCUGCCCAGAUGGUAUGCUGCUCGCCAGGGACAUGAGGAGCUGCCUCUCAGAGGCGGAGCCUGUAGUGACCACCCUGGGGCCGUCCACCGUCAGGCCCAGGGUCAGCUCCACAGCCAGGAGGCCCAAGCCCACAGACCACCGACCUGCUUCCAGCGCCCCCUGGCGGCCUGCGGCUGUUCCUGGGCUCACCACCGUGGAGUCGGCGACCAUGUCCCACCAAGUCCUGGCUGAAGUUGCCGACAGAGGGAAGGAGGAGAAGCCUCGGAGCGUGGGGGCUCUGUCCAUCGUCCUCCCCAUUGUGCUGCUUGUCCUCCUCUGCUUUGGGGCCUUCCUCGUCUGGAAGAACUGGCGGCUGAAAAACAUCAACAGCAUCAACUUUGACAACCCCGUGUACCAGAAGACCACGGAGGACCAGGUCCACAUUUGCCGCAGCCAGGACGGCUACACCUACCCCUCGAGACAGAUGGUCAGCCUGGAGGAUGAUGUGGCGUGAACAGCUGCUGAGAGCCCAGUCCCUUCCCGGAACCUGUUGCCACUCAUGGGCAGGAAGGACACUUUCUCCCGGGGCCCUUGACCACUGGCUAUCACCUACUUCCUCUAAACCCUUCUGGCACCCCCAGGGCUUCCGUCUCCUUCAGAGUCAGCAAAGACCAAAGGCGCCGCUGGCCACCAAAGCCUGGUGCCUGUCUGCCAGAGCUUUGUUUUAUAUAUUUAUUCAUCUGGGAGGCAGAACAGGCUUCUGACAGCGCCGCGGAGCGGGUUCUGCUUGGGGUUUUGGUUUUUUCUUUCCGUAUGAAGGAGAAGAGGAAAAGACCCGAGGAGCCGGGAUGAGUCUCAGUUCCUCUAAGUUCAGCCCUUUUCUUUCCUGCAUCAUAAAGAAGCGGAGGACAGUGGAACACAGGAGGAGAGGCAGCAAGUGGCUUGGAACUUGACAGCAGGUGUUCCAAGGUCCCAGGCACUGCCGCAUCCACCCACCCCAGCCCACGCCCCUCCACACUCCGCCUCCCUGCUGCCAGAGGGAGCCUGACCCUGAAGGGGAAGGGCGCCCCCUACUGCUAAGGCAGCACCGUCCCGCGCUUUCCCUCGCCAAAGCUUUGCCAGUUCCCCAGGAAAAGCCUGAGUCACCAGUCGCCCUUAAUACUCGUGAAGUGCCUGAAACACCCGCUUACCUUGUUCCUGGGGACGCCCUGCCUCCGCCCUCCAUGACUCCGGACUGCGCCCUGAUCCCGCCCACCGGAUCCUGUGCUUCGCUUCCUUUGAUCUCCUCGCACUUUUUCAGUUCAGGGUUGUACAUUGUGUAAAUGUGACAUUCUUGUUAUUUUGCACUGUUUUCUGUCACGUGUGUUGGGAUGGGAUCACUGGCCGGAGGUGGCCCGUGUUGGUGAAUGCAGGAGAAGAUGCAUGUGGAGGAAAGAAAAGGUCAGAUCACUGGGGACUGCUUCAAAGCCAUGAUUGCGAAUAUUUGGAAUAGGCAAACCCUCCUGCAUUAUUUUUUUUUUUUCCCUUUUUGCCAGUGCAGAGGGUUAAACUCAGGAUUUUAUACAAGCCAGGCAAGCGCUCUGCCCCUGAGCUCCCAGGCCGCUUGCUUUAUUUUCUUAACAUCUGCCAGGUCACUUCUAUGCAAAAGUCCCAGAGCCAUUAACUUCCCUGUCUGUGAUCCUCAAAGGCUGCGCACGAGAAACUCACAGCCUUUCACCCUUUAGGGAAUCUCCUCUAGGUCAUUUGAUGGAACUUGAAAAGCCAGGAUUCUUCCUGAAAUGGCCACAAAUUUUAUCAUUGCAUGGUUGCAGGGAUGGGUCAAAGAGACAGGGGCAGCCUCCCGGAUCCCCACACAGAGACAUCUGAAGGGACUCUUACUGGCUCAGUACGCAAUGAUCAAACACUGUGACUCCAGUAGUAAACUGUGCUGGUCUUUUCUUUCUGAAGCAUGUAAAUAGAUCCCUGUGCAGCUGGUAGCACUUGUGAUUAUGUUUGCACUUUGUAUAUUUUUGAAUGUUAUCAUAUAUAUAUAUAUAUAUAUAAAUUAUUUAUUUUUGCAAACCCUGUUUGCUGCAAUCGUUGGUGACAUUUCUAGGGGCUCUGCAUUAGGGGUAGUGGUCUCUGAGAUGUCUCAUCUUUAUGUACAAAGAUUAUUCACACGGUCUGGACCGUGUAGCUUGUUUCAGGAGAGUGACAUCCAGGUGUCCUUGUAGUUGCUUCAGGGGUAUGGACACUUGCAUUUUAAAACACUGUAUAGAAUUUUUUUUUUUUUUUAUCCUGAAUGUCUUACUGUGAUAGAUUAAAUUUCUUAAAUGAGCCAUCUGGCUAAACCUGA
Molecule: messenger RNA, 4502 nt
Organism: Marmota flaviventris (yellow-bellied marmot)
Lineage: Eukaryota; Metazoa; Chordata; Mammalia; Rodentia; Sciuridae
Gene: Ldlr
Product: low density lipoprotein receptor
Biological process (GO): receptor-mediated endocytosis
Cellular component (GO): apical plasma membrane; plasma membrane; signaling receptor complex
Molecular function (GO): hormone binding; protein binding; calcium ion binding
Source: RefSeq, a predicted model, not a curated record